Labrus mixtus (cuckoo wrasse) is the source of this 4236-nucleotide messenger RNA. RefSeq names its product dolichyl-diphosphooligosaccharide--protein glycosyltransferase subunit STT3B-like. Gene Ontology annotation, biological process: post-translational protein modification. Gene Ontology annotation, molecular function: dolichyl-diphosphooligosaccharide-protein glycotransferase activity. The transcript is spliced from 16 exons. The record is from RefSeq and is a predicted model, not a curated record. Bases 306 to 2804 code for a protein of 832 amino acids. Gene Ontology annotation, cellular component: membrane. NCBI's taxonomy places the organism in Eukaryota, Metazoa, Chordata, Actinopteri, Labriformes, Labridae.
CAUCCAGCUCCAAGGAAGGAAGGAGGAACUGCCCGAGCCGCAUGUGUCACUUCCAGUAUGCUGCAAACCCGUGCUGCUAUGUGACUGCUCGGGGACUAUUUAGCUUAGUUUUGAGGUUGGUGGGAAGCGAGGUUUGAAAGUUUGGACUUAAAGCCGGUGUUUUCGGGGGGUCGUGGGGUGCGUAGGGGAAGGUGGUGCAAAGUGGUUUCGGAAGUGGAGCGUGGCAGCAAAAAAAAGGAAGAAGAAAAGGGGGGGGUGUUUUUCGUUAAAAGAAAGAUAGCUUGCUUCUCACGCUUGCGUUGAAUAUGGCGGAGCAUCACCCGGUUACCGACAGCAGACACAAAUCCUCGCUGAACUCGGGAGCGUCGUACUCGGGGAACGGGCGGAGCAGCGCGGCGGCGGCGGCCGAGAGAGGAGGAGGCAGCGCCGCGGCGGUUGCAGGAGACGACGGAGGAGGAGGUGGUGGUGGUGGUGGUGUAGUAGGUGGAGGUGGAGGUCUGUCCGGCGGCCUGUCGCAGCCGGCCGGGUGGCAGUCCUUGCUGUCGUUCACCGUCCUGUUCCUGGCCUGGCUGGCCGGUUUCAGCUCCCGGCUCUUCGCUGUCAUCCGCUUCGAGAGCAUCAUCCACGAGUUCGACCCAUGGUUCAACUACAGGUCGACUCACCAUCUCACCACCAAUGGCUUCUAUGAGUUCCUUAACUGGUUCGACGAAAGAGCCUGGUACCCUCUGGGCAGGAUAGUGGGGGGGACGGUGUACCCUGGCCUGAUGGUCACCGCGGGCCUCAUCCACUAUGUGCUCAAUCUUCUGCACAUCACUGUCCACAUCCGGGACGUUUGUGUGUUCCUGGCUCCGGUGUUCAGCGGCCUGACCUCCAUCUCCACAUUUCUGCUCACCAAGGAGCUAUGGAACCAGGGGGCGGGGCUUCUCGCUGCCUGCUUCAUUGCAAUUGUGCCGGGCUACAUCUCCCGCUCUGUGGCCGGCUCCUUCGACAACGAAGGCAUCGCCAUCUUUGCCCUGCAGUUUACCUACUAUCUCUGGGUGAAGUCCGUAAAGACGGGAUCAGUCUUCUGGGCCAUCGGAUGCUGCCUCUCCUAUUUCUACAUGGUUUCAGCCUGGGGUGGCUACGUGUUCAUCAUCAACCUCAUUCCUCUUCACGUGUUUGUCCUGCUCCUUAUGCAGCGCUUCAGUAGAAGAGUCUACAUAGCCUACAGCACCUUCUACAUCAUCGGCCUGGUCUUGUCCAUGCAGAUCCCCUUUGUGGGCUUUCAGCCAAUCAGGACCAGUGAACACAUGGCUGCAGCAGGUGUGUUUGUGCUGCUUCAGGUCUAUGCCUUCCUGCAGUACCUGAAGGACAGACUGACCAGGCAGGAGUUCCAGACUCUGUUCUUGUUGGGAGUGUCUGUGGCUGCUGGAGUAGUUUUCCUCUCCGUCAUCUAUCUGACAUACACCGGGUACAUCGCUCCAUGGAGUGGACGUUUCUACUCCCUCUGGGACACUGGCUACGCUAAGAUCCACAUCCCCAUUAUAGCUUCAGUGUCGGAGCACCAGCCCACCACCUGGGUGUCUUUCUUCUUCGACCUUCACAUCCUCGUCUGCACCUUCCCAGCCGGCCUCUGGUUCUGCAUUAAGAACAUCAACGAUGAGCGUGUCUUUGUGGCCUUGUAUGCCAUCAGCGCUGUGUAUUUCGCCGGCGUAAUGGUGCGUUUGAUGUUGACUCUGACCCCGGUGGUGUGCAUGCUGUCGGCGGUGGCGUUCUCCAGUGUCUUUGAACACUACCUGGGAGACGACAUGAAGAGGCAGAGCCCGCCUGCAGAGGACAGCAGUGACGAGGACGACAGGAAGAACGCUGGAAACCUCUAUGAUAAGGCCGGUAAAGUGAGAAAACACGUGUCGGAGCAGGAGAAGGCCGAGGAGGGCCUGGGUCCCAACAUCAAGUCCAUAGUCACCAUGCUGAUGCUGAUGCUGCUCAUGAUGUUCGCUGUGCACUGCACCUGGGUCACCAGUAACGCCUACUCCAGCCCCAGUGUUGUGCUGGCGUCGUAUAACCACGACGGCUCCCGGAACAUCCUGGAUGACUUCAGGGAGGCCUACUAUUGGCUGAGGCAGAACACAGACGAGCAUGCCAGAGUGAUGUCGUGGUGGGACUACGGGUACCAGAUAGCAGGCAUGGCAAACAGAACCACGCUGGUGGACAACAACACGUGGAACAACAGUCACAUAGCGCUGGUGGGCAAAGCCAUGUCAUCCAACGAAAGUGCCGCCUAUGAAAUCAUGAGGUCACUUGACGUUGACUAUGUCCUGAUCAUCUUCGGUGGUGUUAUCGGCUACUCGGGCGAUGACAUCAACAAGUUCCUGUGGAUGGUGCGCAUCGCGGAGGGCGAGCACCCCAGGGACAUCAGGGAGAGUGACUACUUCACCCCACAGGGAGAGUUCAGAGUGGACAAAGCCGGCUCCCCCACCCUCCUCAACUGCCUUAUGUACAAAAUGUCUUACUACCGCUUUGGAGAAAUGCAGUUGGACUUCCGGACACCACCAGGCUUCGACCGGACACGCAACGCUGAGAUCGGCAACAAGGACAUAAAGCUGAAGCACCUGGAGGAAGCCUUCACCUCGGAGCACUGGCUGGUCAGGAUUUAUAAGGUGAAGAAGCUGGAGAACAGAGACCGGGUCGAGCACAAGAUGAGAAGCACUGACACCACUAAGCAGAAGUACACCUCCAAAAAGACAGCCAAGAGGAAGCGUGGAUACAUCAGGAACAAGCUUUCCCUCAAAAAGGGCAAGAAACUGACCAAGAAAUCUUUAUAGAGCAUCCAGCACCGACAGAGGCACAUUGUGGACGGGAGGGAGGGAAAACAAAACAUACAACUUUCGACAAAAAAAACAAGCAGCAACGGUAAAUCCACCAAUCAAGAUGAACGAUGAACACCUGAGGUUCUCCAACCCUGUCACCCUGCCAGACUCACCGCGAGGCCCUGGCUGGAAAUGUUCUCGUCGCCCCAGGAGAACCUCGACUGUCCUUUGACCUGAUAACGCAGGGUGAAGGAGAUGUUGGCUUGUCUGAGGUCCUCCCACACUGGUUUUAACCUGAGGAACUGUGACCUUGACCCGCUUUUCUUUUUGUACUUGAAUGUGAGAGGAGACGGGGAGAGCCAGAGAGAUUAGCUGUCCUUGAUCCCGGGGCUCAGUUUGGGACUGUUUUAGCAGUGCAUCAUUCAGAUAUAAAGUAACACCUGUUAGGGUCCCUGAACAAACGGAGACCACUGUCCUACCACAUCUCUAAUUCAGCGCUGAAACCCUACUAAUACUCAAAUUGCGGUAAAGAGAAAUGUCAGCAUGAAGGGGACGGUGUCAUCACCUUGUUGUUAGUUAUUAUGUUCUUGAUAGAUAAUGAAUGUAAUGUAAAAUCAGAAGAACUGUUUUUACAUUACAUCGUAUCUGCUCACCACCCCGCUUCUUUAGUCUUUGGUGACAUGAUGGAAAGCCCCGAUGUUGGAACAUAUUCACUAGUCCGUUUUUUUUAAUUUGAUUCAUUUUCUUGACUUUCUCCUUAAAAUUCUCUCGUAACAAUUGUGUGAUUACGUUCCAACGAUCGGCGGCUUUUUCUGCUCAGAAACAUCCUGCAUUGAUUUCCUGACAGGACAGCUCAUUUUAGAACCAAACUGCACGUUAAGGAUAAUUCAGGUUUAUUAAGGUUGUGUUUGUUUGACCAUAGUGGCUUUUAGUAAAUAUCACACUCAACUGAACUGAUUGGAUUUGUUUCAAAGCUACAUUUCUAAAAAUAAAAAAUAAAAAAAAGACAGGAGGAUCAACUCUGGACUUAUGCUGCAUGAUCAGUAGAGUUCUUAACAAAACCACCGACUUACAGAGAACUAGAGAAUUUUUCAAACUUCUCCAGGGCAGUACAAGUCAAAAUACCCCCCCCCCCCCCCCACCCCCCCAACCAUGAAUGGGAAAGCGAUAUAGAUAAUGGAUGUAUAAUCUUGUUUCCCACACUUACAUACUUUGUGUUAGUGAUGCCCAGCUGUCAGCCAUGACUUAAACCAGCAUCAUAUCACCCUGACUGAUUGGAAAAUCUUUAAAUUGAAUCAUUCAUUUAUUUGAUUAAAUGUUAAGUCUACCAUUGUCCCAUCACCGUGAAGUGUUUGGUUCCAAUGGCAGAACAAAAUAAAACGACGUGAACGACUGAGCACCUGAAAUACCCGGAGGGAAAAAAAAAACAGUUCAUGCUCAACUUCAG